Cooperia oncophora is the source of this 328-nucleotide messenger RNA. The record is from the annotation of a GenBank genome assembly. NCBI's taxonomy places the organism in Eukaryota, Metazoa, Nematoda, Chromadorea, Rhabditida, Trichostrongylidae.
AUGGCGACAUCUCAUUCACAUGCCAACCAUCACCACCUUCGAAUGCUGUUUGUAAAGAAAUUCGGCCGAAAGGGAGACCUCAUGCGCAGUACUGAUGCAACGGGUUGGGAUGCAAAUAUGUUCACUAUAGUGGACCUUAAAUCCAACAGGGCCAUUUCCUAUGUUAGCACUCUGGGAUCUAAGUUCGGAUCGGGAAUGAACACAGAGGGACAGUAUCUGAACGACAUGAGCCAAUACGAUACGUCUAAUUCUCUGAGCGGCUUAUUUCCUGCUGUGGCCAAAGGCAAAACGAAGAUAAAAUUCGCCUAUGCUGCAGUAGGUGGCAGUU